CUAGGAAGACGGUGGAGAGCAGCUGAGGGCUGUACAUAACUAAGGUGAUCGAGGGAGAUUGUUCUGCCAGGGGUCCGUCGGCUCUCACUGUGGUUCUGUUCGGUAUGGAGUGGGGGUCAGUGGUGAGGUGGCUGGCGGUGGCUGUGUUGGUUUUGAUGGCGGGAGUUAGCAGAAGGGCUGACGGAGCUGCUGCUACCGGGAACGUGACUUACGACGGGAGGUCCCUCAUCAUCAACGGUCAGCGGAAAAUUCUGUUUUCCGGCUCCAUUCACUAUCCCAGAAGCACUCCCAACAUGUGGCCGUCUCUCAUAGCAAAAGCGAAACUGGGAGGAGUCGAUGUGAUACAGACUUACGUCUUCUGGAAUCUACACGAGCCCAAACCACGGAAGUAUGUGUUCAGUGGGAGAGCGAACAUCGUCAGGUUCAUCAAGGAAGUCCAAGCACAAGGUCUCUAUGUCUGCCUGAGAAUCGGACCCUACAUCCAGGGCGAAUGGAAUUACGGGGGACUGCCUUUCUGGUUGCAUGACAUACCAGGGAUUGUAUACCGAUCUGACAAUGAGGCGUUUGAGCGAGAAAUGCAGAAUUUCACAAUGAAGAUCGUGAAUUUGAUGAAAGAAAACAAGUUAUUCGCUUCACAGGGAGGCCCAAUAAUAUUAUCCCAGAUUGAGAAUGAAUAUAAAACAGUAGAAAAAGCUUUUCAUGAAAAAGGGCCUGCUUACGUGCGUUGGGCUGCUAGGAUGGCUGUCGGACUUCAGACUGGAGUCCCGUGGGUGAUGUGUAAGCAAGAUGACGCUCCCGAUCCAGUGAUUAAUGCAUGCAAUGGUAGGCGAUGCGGAGAAACAUUUGCAGGGCCCAACUCACCAAAUAAACCUGCAAUAUGGACAGAGAACUGGACAAGUUUUUUGCAAAGAUAUGGCACCGAACCGAUCCUGAGAUCAGCAGAAGACAUUGCAUACCAAGUUGCACUCUUCAUAGCAAAAAAUGGAAGUUAUGUCAAUUAUUACAUGUAUCAUGGAGGAACAAACUUUGGAAGAAAAGCUUCAGCAUUUAUGAUUACCGCUUACUACGAUCAAGCCCCUUUGGACGAGUAUGGUCUGAUCAGGCAGCCUAAGUGGAGCCACCUUAAGGAAUUACAUGCAGCCGUAAAAUUGAUCUCGAGGCCUUUACUAUAUGGAAAACCGAGUGCUUUCCCCUUGGGAACAAAUCAACAAGCCUUUGUCUUCAGCGGCCCAUCGCAACAAUGUGCAGCCUUUCUAAUAAACAACAGCACCGGAGAAGAUGUAAAAGUAAAUUUCCAAAAUAUCUCCUAUGAAUUACCUCCAAAGUCCAUUAGCAUCCUACAAGAUUGCAGGACAGAGGUUUUCAACACGGCAAAGGUCAGCAUGAAGGACAAUACAAGAACAUAUGCUACAAGCAUAAAGUUCGAUUCAAAUUUGGGAUGGCAACAGUUCCAAGAGCCGAUUGUUAACUUUGAUGCAACUAAGUUGAGGGCAGACACAUUACUGGAACAAAUGAAUACAACCAAAGAUAAAUCCGAUUAUCUGUGGUAUACAUUCGGGUUGCAGCAAGAUUCACCCACUGCUGAAUCAAAUCUCGACGUGUACACCCGUGGACAUCUAUUGCAUGCAUUCGUGAAUGGAAAAUAUGUAGCAUCUGCUCAUGGAAUUGAUGGAAGAAGUAAUUAUAGCCUACGGAGUACGAUAUCAUUAAGCCAGGGGACAAACUACGUCUCUUUGCUGAGUGUCUUGGUCGGAUUGCCGGAUUCAGGGGCGUACCUGGAAAGAAGGUUUGUGGGAUUACGCAGAGUGCGGAUUCAAGGAUGGGCUAUCACGAACCACACUUGGGGCUAUCAGGUUGGCCUGUUAGGAGAAAGGCUAAAGAUUUACACAACUAAUGGCUCCAGAGAAGUUCAGUGGAGAAGUUAUGGGACCUCCAGUCCGCAGCAACUUACAUGGUACAAGACUACAUUCGAUGCACCAGCCGGAAAUGACCCCCUCGCAAUAAACAUGAUUUCCAUGGGAAAGGGCCAAAUUUGGGUAAACGGGCAAAGUAUUGGUCGAUAUUGGCUCUCGUUCCACACUGAGAAAGGGAAUCCUUCACAGACAUGGUACCACCUACCAAGGUCUUUCCUCAAACCUACAGGGAACCUACUGGUCAUCCUAGAAGAACAAAUCGGAUACCCUCUUGAUAUUACAUUAGACAUUGUCACAGCAGACGAGCAACCGUAGAAAAGAAGAGAGGCAUGUCCAGGAUAGGCACCAGCAGUCCAGUUGCUCUGAAUCAUCACCGACAGCAAUUAGUAGUUUACAAUAGCUUUUACAGGCAGGGUUUAUAUUAUUUGUUGGAGAUUCAAUUUACUGUUCCAGAGAAAAAUGAAGAAUUGGUAAAAGAUGCAUUUACUUUGUGGAAGCAGAUUUAUUAAGAUCAUGUAACAAGGCAGGUUCGAGGAAUGAUGUUGAUAUUAUUCAAUGAAAUUGUUUGUCAAUAACUUUUCCA
This is a messenger RNA of Punica granatum (pomegranate), 2496 nucleotides long. The record is from RefSeq and is a predicted model, not a curated record. NCBI's taxonomy places the organism in Eukaryota, Viridiplantae, Streptophyta, Magnoliopsida, Myrtales, Lythraceae.